AUGGGUCUGCUCCUGAAGAUCUUCAUCCCCUUGCUGGGAGUGGCACUGGCCUUUUAUUUGUACUCAGCACCCAUGAAUUUCAGUGAAGAGAUGCUCCGGGGGAAGCGGGUGAUCGUGACGGGCGCCAGCAGUGGCAUUGGGGAGCAGAUGGCAUAUCACCUGGCACGCAUGGAAGCUCACCUCCUGCUGACGGCACGGACCGAGGCCAAGCUGCAGAAAGUUGUGGAGCGGUGCCUCAAGCUGGGUGCUGCCUCCGCCAGCUAUGUGAGCGGCUCCAUGGAGGACACCGCAUUCGCUGAGGUGGUGGUGAGGGAGGCUGAGAACACCUGGGGAGGCCUGGAUAUGCUCAUCUUAAAUCACAUUGGUCGCACCUACUUCAACUACUUCAAUGGGGACGUGGAGCACGUACGAAAGCUCCUGGAGACCAACUUCCUCAGCUACGUAGCCAUGACUGUGUCUGCCCUGCCCAUGCUGAAGGAGAGUGAAGGCAGCAUCGUGGUGGUCUCAUCCCUGGCAGGUAAAACUAGCUCCCCGUUUGCUGCUCCCUAUUCUGCAACUAAGUUUGCCUUAGAUGGAUUCUUUGGCUCCUUGAGGAAUGAAUUCAUCAUAGAGAAGGUUAACGUCUCCAUCACACUCUGCAUCCUGGGCUACAUCAACACAGAGAACGCAGUGCGGGCCGUCUCCCACGUCAUCCAGGACACGCCGGCGCCCAAGGAGGACUGCGCCCUGCAGAUCAUCCAAGGGGCAGCGCUGCGCCAGCGCGAGGUGCACUACCCACCCCGGCUGGUGAGCAUCCUGCUGCUCCUCAGGGCCUUCGCCCCCGAGUUCCUCGACUCUCUCACCAGGAACAACUACAAGGUGGAAAACAUCCAAAGAACAUAG
Indicator indicator is the source of this 882-nucleotide messenger RNA. RefSeq names its product 11-beta-hydroxysteroid dehydrogenase 1-like. Gene Ontology annotation, biological process: steroid catabolic process. The record is from RefSeq and is a predicted model, not a curated record. Bases 1 to 882 code for a protein of 293 amino acids. Gene Ontology annotation, cellular component: intracellular membrane-bounded organelle; endoplasmic reticulum membrane. The transcript has 6 exons. NCBI's taxonomy places the organism in Eukaryota, Metazoa, Chordata, Aves, Piciformes, Indicatoridae. Gene Ontology annotation, molecular function: steroid binding; 11-beta-hydroxysteroid dehydrogenase (NADP+) activity.